GGAAGGACUGGGCACAGCAAAUGCCAGUGGACGUGCCGGGAGGCGACCAGUUAAACUGGGCAAAAAUAAUGCUGUGGUGGCAUCUGAACGAUUUGAUGAAGAUAGGGUGGGCAGAAAUCAGGUCAUCAGAUGUUUGGGACUUCAAGUCCCAGCAUUUUGACCAUUGACCAUCCUGGCAGGGGCUUCUGGGAGUUGAAGUCCAGAGCCGGUGAAGACCGACUUACCUGCUGCCACACCUGAUUUCAGAAAUUGGGAGGUAAUCUUUCUUGAACUAGAGCCAACUAUCAAAUGCUUGAAAAUGGCAACUUUUGGAGAGAGAACUGAGCAUCCUGCAGCAAAAAUCACAAAUCCAUCUUAAAAUGCAAUCAUGUGAUUGUUUAGACAGGAAAAAAAAUAGUUUUGCAGCUUCUGGAAUGUCUGUCAGCUGUGUUGGCUAGGGCAUGCUGGGAAUUAUAAGCCUUUUUUUCCUGAGUUCUUGAUAGUAACUGGAAAAGCAUUUCAUCUAUUUAGAAAGGAGAAAAUUUGCACAAAUCCUAAGAAACUAACAAAAAUAGGUGGUUGGGGCAAGGGAAAACUCCAUUGGGUUGUACUGGCACUUUUGAGGGGCCAGAAGUCCUGUACCCCAGUAUGGAGGGAAGAUGUGAACUGAGAGCUUUGCUUAAAAUAAAAAAAAAGUUACAGAUGCAUGCAUCUCUGUUUGGCUCCAGUGUUUAUAUCCUUCCUAUACUGUUCUGUGUAACGGUUAUUGUUUAUUGCCUAGUGAGAAUAAUAUUUCAGGCAUCUGAUCAAGUCUACUUUAAGGUUUACCCAGUCUGUUGUCACCUGUUCCACUGCUAUGUAGAGUGUUCAGAUAUUGAGAGUGCAGUAUAUGGUAAAUAGUAUAUUUGGAUUCAUGCAAAAUCAAAUAUUUUUCCCUUUUGAGCUUAAUGUAAGGUAAGCAUGUGCCUUGAUCUCUCCCAUUGACACAAUUAAAAAUGUUUUACUUUCACUGGAUUAUUUCUGCUAUGGACCAGAGUUUGUUCCUUACAUAUGGGAGGGGGCACAAUUAUGUGGUACUCAUCUGUUUCCAUACAUUGGCAAGUACUUGUAGAAAGAAAAGGUAUCUUAGCUGAAGAACAAACUUUGUUUUAAACUCUCUAGGGUUAAGCAUAGGUUAAAAUCUAUAUGAUAAGGUAUUUUUACACCAGCUUUCUUGCCACUUUUCAUUUCACAUAAUUUGUGUUGGACUAUAGCCAAACAAAAGUUACUUUUCUUAUCCAAGCUAAACUGUUUCCUGAGGCUCUGUAACUGCUGUUUGUUUGUACCAUUCAGUGACAUUUCAGAAGCCUGGCCAAUAGCAGGAAGAAGCUUGCAUGCCACUAGAUUAUAUCAACACCCUUAAAUGUCAGAAUCAGCUCUUUGCUUGGGAACUCCAUAAAAAUUGCCAGCCAGUCCAAUCCCUUAUGCUUUCAUAGACCUUUAAGCAUGGACUCUGAUGCACUGCCUUGAAUUUCAAAGACAAUGGGUGAAAUGGCUGUGGUUCUCCAUUUGCUGAUAAUUCUGUGUCUUGUUCCUGUGUUUGGUGAUAGGAGUUUGAGAAAACAAUGGGUUAUGAUAUUGAGCGUUUCAUUGGUUACGUUAAUGAAGGCCUGCUGUGCUGUAUCUGCCGAGAUGUGCUGGAAGAUCCGCUGCAGGCUCCUUGUGAACAUGCAUUCUGCGCUUCCUGCAUACAUGGAUGGCUUGUUCAUCACAGUAGCUGCCCAGAAGAUCGCCAGCCCCUUGAUCUGUCAGUCCUUCGACCACUUUACAGGUUGCCCAGUUCAGGUUGAACGGCGUAACUUAAACAGCCACUUGGCAGUGUGCGAGUAUCGGAACCGUGAAUGCCCCAAUGGUUGUGGGUAUGGCAUUCUCAGUGCUGAUGAUGCACACCACAACUGUGUGGCUGAGCUGAGAACAGAACUAGAAUUACUCAGGUCAGAGAUGAUCUAUCGAAUGGAAGAAGCAAAACUUGAGAUGGAAUCACGCUUAGAUUCCCAACGGAGACAUAUGGUGCAAAAGGAGUCACUAUUGCAAAAUGAAAUUAAAGAGCUGAAGAGUCAGAUGUCCAGGAUGAUGUCUGACAUAGGUAUUCUGAUGACAACAGAAAGACAGCAUCGUCAAGAGCUGGAACAGGCAGAGCUUGAAAAACAGGAGUUGCUGGAGUUAAUAAAGAGCCUCCAGACAGACUGUCGAUUGUCUAGGGAUGGAAACAAGAAAGCAUCAAACUUCCAACCUCUGACACGACUGGAGAGUAUGAAACGAAAAUCCCGGGAAGUGACUGUCAUAUAAGCUGAAAGCAGUUUUCAGACUCAGCUUGAAUUACUGAAUUUCGCACCUCGUCAUCUAUAUUUGGACUAGAGGGUAAUUGUGACAUUAAAACUUGCUCUGAAUAAUAUGUACAUGAAUGAGAUCAGGUCCACCAAUUUAUUCCCUUGGAAUCUCCAGACCCCUCCUACAACCAUUAGGUUUUAGCAUGAGUUCAUAUUAGAAAUUUAAUGUCUGCAGUUGAAACACUUUUUUCCAUGUGCCUAUUUUUGUUUACUGACACUUGGCUCAGAUAUUUACCUAAAUGUCUCUUUCCACUGGGUUUUUCGUCACUUAAGCCAAAUUCUGUAGCCAAGCAGAAGCUAAUGUACUUUAGGCCUUUCAGUGUGCUUGGAACUGCAGGGACAAAACUGAAAUAUUUUAGGGGACAAAGGGACCUUUUAGUGGUAGGCUUGUUGACCUGUGUAGCUAUCUCAGUUAUGAUAGCUUAAGCAGUUUAAAACAAGUUAAUAAUAUAUUCAACAGGUCAGGUUUCAAAUUUAAAAAAAGGUAUAAGUGACAUACCCAGAGCUUAAAUCUAAAGAAAGAGCAGAUUUUGUAGUGCCUUUGAUAUAUCAAUCUGUAAGAGACAGAUUUGUAACCCAAGAGCCUGCAGUAGCAGCUGUAAUAGUUAUUUUCUUCUUGCAAAUCAAGUCUCGUGGCCAAGGUCCAAAGCAAGCCUUGGGUGCCUGCAGUGUCGAACUCUGCUUGUAAAGAUAAGUCAGUUUGCACAAGACCUUUAAUUAUUAGAAGACUAGCCUGAAGAAUAUUAUUUUCAGGAACUCAAACCAAGCAGCCUCCAAGACUCCUCAUAGCAACUGGUCCAUUAGAAGUGACAGCUGCUUCUUAAUCUGAUAUUUUGCUCCCAGUCUUGAAUAAUACGCAGUUAAAUUUGGGAAAGCUAGCAAAUGUACUUUUAUAUUAACUCUUUCAAUAAGAGCAUGGGGACUUAUCUACAGCACCUUUAAAAGAUGUUAUACUUAAAGGGUUAGAUCCAAAUUCAAUCUAAUCUAAGUUCUACUUAUUUCAGCAGGUCUAUCAGGACAAAAACUGAAUUCAGCUGUAUAACUGUAGAUACUUAAGAUUUCAUGAAGUUGAAGGUUACAUCAUACAGCUAUGGAGUGCUUUUCAUAUUAUGAAACUAAGAUCUUAGCAGAUCCUUUUCAAGUUAAUGCACUUACCACCCUUUCUUAGCAGAAGACCAGCAAACCUUGUUUUUAAUAAGUUAAAAUAAAUGUGUUAAAUAUGUUAAACCUAUUCCCUCAUUAAGCAAUGUAUCAUGAUGGGAAAACAGUAAAAAAUAGGUUUUGGACUAACACAUCUUUCAGCAGUUUAGCUGCUACCAAACAUCAGACACUGAAACUUGUUGAGUGACAAGAAUAGUUACAUUUUUUAUAUACAAGAUAAAUUACUAGAAAAGGUUCAGUCUGUGAACUAAUAAAACUAAUUUAUGUGCAUGUGGAUGUCUACAGAUAUUGUUUCUGAAGUCAAAACCAGUUGUAGAUACUUACCAUAGCCAAAGCCAAAAAAGGAAUCAAAUUGAA
Messenger RNA from Varanus komodoensis (Komodo dragon), 3866 nucleotides. RefSeq names its product RING finger protein 151-like. The transcript is spliced from 4 exons. Bases 1501 to 2307 code for a protein of 268 amino acids. The record is from RefSeq and is a predicted model, not a curated record. Gene Ontology annotation, molecular function: zinc ion binding. NCBI's taxonomy places the organism in Eukaryota, Metazoa, Chordata, Lepidosauria, Squamata, Varanidae.